AUCUCACUUUCAAUACCCUUCACUCUCUCUUUCAUUUCAAUUACUCACUUUCUCUCACACACUAGCAGAAGCAAAGCAGAGAGUAAGAUGGGUUCAGUUUCACUGAAAAUAGGAGAUGGAACAGCUAGAUUUAAGAGAGCAACAGUAUGUUCAUCAGCUCUGAACAUUCUCAUGCUUUUCUCUGUUAUCACCACCAAUCUUUUUGCUUUAUACGCCUUCACGUCGUCCCCCAAAGACAAUCAAAACCACCCACUUCUUCACCACCACAGGAACAUCUCGUUGAUCUCUGAACAUGUCUCUCUUAUCCUUAAAGAGAUCGACUCAUCUCAAAAAAAACUUGCUAAGAUGGAAAAAGAGCUUUUAGGAUAUGAUACCAUUGAUCUUUCAAGACCCAAUAUUGCAAAUGAGCUCAAAUUGUUUCUCCAACACAACCCACUUCCUCUUGGUAAAGAUUCAAAAACUGGGGUCACUGAAAUGGUAGCAUCUGUGGGGCAUACCUGUGAGAAAUCUGCUGAUUUGUUGACUCAGUAUAUGAGUUACAAGGUAUCUGGGCCUUGUCCAGAUGAUUGGAGCCUUGGUCAGAAGCUGAUUUUGCGUGGAUGCGAGCCUUUGCCUAGAAGGAGAUGCUUUGCCAAGUCUAUUCCUAAGGUGGGUCUUCAAUCUUUUCCUAAUUCUAUUUGGAAACCUGUUAGUGAUAAAAUUGUUACUUGGAGUGGUCUAGGUUGCAAGAAUUUUGAUUGUUUGAAUGGUAAAAAGUUGAGUAGGGAUUGUGUUGGUUGUUUUGAUUUGGUCAAUGGGUAUGAAAAUCAAAGAUAUGUAAAGGCUAGAAGCAAGAAUGAUUUUCUUAUUGAUGAUGUGUUAGGUUUGGGAAGUGGAGGAAUUAGAAUAGGGUUUGAUAUUGGAGGUGGGUCUGGUACUUUUGCUGCUAGAAUGGCAGAGAGAAAUGUGACUGUGAUCACUAAUACAUUGAAUAUUGAUGCUCCAUAUAGUGAAUUUAUUGCUGCAAGNUGA
This is a messenger RNA of Pistacia vera, 1011 nucleotides long. RefSeq lists its product as uncharacterized. Lineage: Eukaryota; Viridiplantae; Streptophyta; Magnoliopsida; Sapindales; Anacardiaceae. The record is from RefSeq and is a predicted model, not a curated record. The transcript has a single exon. Bases 88 to 1011 code for a protein of 307 amino acids.